AUGGCAGAGGAACUGAAGAAGGAGCAGGACACCAGCGCUCACCUGGAACGCAUGAAGAAGAACAUGGAACAAACCAUUAAAGACUUGCAACACCGUCUGGACGAAGCUGAGCAAAUCGCCAUGAAGGGUGGCAAGAAGCAAGUGCAGAAGCUGGAGUCCAGAGUGAGGGAGCUAGAAGCUGAAGUGGAAUCUGAGCAAAGGAAGAGUGGUGACUCUGUGAAGGGAGUCCGUAAAUAUGAGAGACGCAUCAAGGAGCUUACUUAUCAGACUGAAGAGGAUCGUAAGAAUCUGUCCCGCCUGCAGGACCUGGUAGACAAACUGCAGUUGAAAGUCAAAUCUUACAAGAGAUCUUCAGAAGAGGCUGAGGAACAAGCUAACGGCUAUAUGACCAAGCUCCGUAAACUGCAACAUGAACUGGAUGAGUCAGAGGAAAGAGCUGACAUUGCUGAGUCGCAGGUCAACAAGAUGAAAACCAAAAGCCGUGAUGCUUCAUCCAAGAUCUACACCAGACAGCAACCCAACAGAGUGCUUGCUGGGAAAGGUUUCAUGUCCUCAUGA
Molecule: messenger RNA, 558 nt
Organism: Scomber japonicus (chub mackerel)
Lineage: Eukaryota; Metazoa; Chordata; Actinopteri; Scombriformes; Scombridae
Gene: myh9b
Product: myosin-7
Exons: 5
Coding region: 1-558 (185 amino acids)
Biological process (GO): peptidyl-threonine phosphorylation; actomyosin structure organization
Cellular component (GO): myosin complex; cytoskeleton; cytoplasm
Molecular function (GO): protein serine/threonine kinase activity
Source: RefSeq, a predicted model, not a curated record